Molecule: messenger RNA, 4917 nt
Organism: Emys orbicularis (European pond turtle)
Lineage: Eukaryota; Metazoa; Chordata; Testudines; Emydidae
Gene: COL24A1
Product: collagen type XXIV alpha 1 chain
Exons: 58
Coding region: 1-4917 (1638 amino acids)
Biological process (GO): extracellular matrix organization
Molecular function (GO): extracellular matrix structural constituent conferring tensile strength
Source: RefSeq, a predicted model, not a curated record
AUGCCUGCAGUGGAGUCAUUCUGUCGAAGCCAGGGGAGUGUAGGAGGCCAGAACCAAAGUGGAAGCAUGGGCAUAGAUGUUCUUCACCAGUUAGGCCUCGGUGGGAAAGACAUACAACAUCCAUCAACAGUGUCUACAAUGCCCUUGUCAUCUGUUCCAUUACCUCAGGGGGUUCACUUAACAGCAUCAGGCGUUGUUUUAACCAGAGAUGCACACAUUGAAUCCCCUAUCACUCAAGUCAUACCAUCAAGUCUAGGGAAUCAAUUCACAUUAUUGAUUGGGCUACACUCUUAUAGAGUAAACAAUGCUUUUCUUUUCAGUAUUAGAAACAAAAACAUACUGCAAUUUGGUGUACAGUUGCUACCAAGGAAGGUAGUGGUAUAUAUUGGAGGGAAGCAGUCUGUAUAUUUUGAUUACAGUAUUCAUGAUGAACAAUGGCAUUCAUUUGCUAUUGACAUUAGAGACAAGACAGUCUCAAUGUUUGCUGAGUGUGGAAAGAAAUAUUACAGCAGGGAAACACUUUCUAAAGUACAGAUAUUUGAUUUGGAUGGUUUGUUUACCUUAGGACGGAUGAACUCUCAGUCUGUCAGCUUUGAAGGAGUAAUAUGUCAACUGGAUAUUAUCCCCUCUGCACAAGCCUCUGCAAACUAUUGUAAAUAUGUAAAACAGCAAUGUCGCCAAGCUGAAACAUACCGAUCUCUGCCAGCACCUCCCGACACAUCAGCUGGGGUGUCUGUAAACUUUCCAAGCAAACAGUUUGGUGACAACACCCAAUCUGAACAUAAAUCAUUUUACACACAGAAAGAAGCAUUAAACCUUCCCAUUAACAACACUGCACCAGUCCAUUCCCUACCUGAAUCCUUAGCGUUAAGAACUGUUACUCCAUCGGAGCUUGCAAAAUCUGAACCUCAGUCCACAACAAUUAGACCUGAAGCAAGUGUCCAGGAAAACUUCAGUCUGUCAAUUCAUCAACAGGGCUUGAUCAAAAAGAGGAAUGGCACCAAAAAAAACCUGGGGUCACCUCAAAAUAGUUCAGAUAAUGCCACAGAAAAUGCAGGCGGAAAAAGUGAGCCCCCUCUGAUUUCUCCUGUAAAACAGAGUAAGAUCAAAGAUGCGAAAACACAGGUAAAGGCCAAGCAGCAUUCAGAUGAACCCCUGGAAAUGCAGCAAAUCUUAAACACCACACUAUACAGGGCUACCGUAGACCUGUCUUUGGAUAAUCAGCUCAAUCCAUGGGAGGAAGGUGCAUUUGAUGCUGAUGAGACUUAUGAUGCAGAAAACGGUUAUGAAUUUGAUGUUGAAAGUUACAGUUAUGAUUAUGAAGAUCUUAACAAAAUGUUUGAAAUGGAGAAUACAAGAGGGCCAAAAGGGGAAACCGGACCUCCAGGUCCUCCAGGUCCUCCAGGUUUACCUGGUCUGUCGGGGAAGAGAGGUCCAAGGGGUAUUCCAGGGCCACAUGGGAAUCCAGGUUUGCCAGGGCUGCCUGGUCAAAAGGGCCCUAAAGGAAAUCCAGGAUUCUCCCCAGGACAAGCAAAACGUGGAGAAAAGGGUGACCCAGGUCCAAGAGGCUUACUAGGCCCUCCUGGUAUCAAAGGUCAGAAGGGUCCCAAAGGCUAUCCAGGGCCACCAGGUCCACGAGGCGAGCAAGGAAUUCCAGGAAUGGCUGGCAAUGCUGGUUCACUUGGUUACCCUGGCAGGCAGGGUUUAGCUGGACCAGAAGGUAACCCAGGUCCUAAAGGUGUAAGAGGUUUCAUUGGACCUCCAGGGGUGGCAGGACAGCCAGGACCUGAAGGAGAAAGAGGCAUUCCAGGACUGCAAGGAAAAAGGGGUCUUAAGGGGAGACUGGGUUUUCCAGGUGACUUUGGAAACAGAGGCCCCCCUGGCGCAGAUGGGAGUCCUGGAGUUGUUGGUGGCGUUGGGCCUCCUGGAUUUCCUGGGCUGAGAGGUGUUGUUGGGCCUGUGGGACCGAAUGGACCUUCUGGAAUUCCUGGGCCUCUGGGUCUUCCAGGGAGUCUGGGGCAGCCUGGAAUGAAAGGUGAUAAGGGUGAACAAGGCAUUGCAGGAGAGCCGGGAGAGCUGGGCUAUCCAGGAGACAAGGGUUCUGUUGGUUUGCCAGGACCAGCAGGAAUCAGAGGAAAGCCAGGGCCUCCUGGAAAAAUCGGAGAUCCGGGACCCCAGGGACCAUCUGGUCCUCCUGGGCCUGAGGGUUUUCCAGGAGAUAUUGGUGUACCCGGACUAAAUGGCCCUGAAGGUCCAAAGGGACUUCUAGGUGACCGAGGGCCUCCGGGGGCCCCAGGCCCGAAAGGAAUCGAGGGAGAAGAAGGACCAAUUGGACCUAUUGGAGGAGUUGGACCAAGAGGAAGGCCAGGUCGGAAAGGGUAUGCAGGUGAACCUGGAUCAGAAGGCUUGAAGGGAGAACCAGGAGAUCAAGGAAACCUUGGAAAAACUGGUGAAGCAGGACCCAUUGGUUUACCUGGAGAAAUUGGACCAGCUGGACUACCUGGUGAAAAGGGAGAGCGGGGCAGUCCAGGACCAGUGGGCCCUCCUGGAGAGAAAGGUGUCAUGGGCUAUCCAGGACCUCCAGGGGGCUUUGGGCCUUUAGGGCCACAAGGACUGCCUGGUCCUUCAGGGGCAAGAGGACCUCCAGGACCACAGGGAGCUAAAGGACGAAGAGGGCCAAGGGGUCUAGAUGGUCCUCCAGGAGAACAAGGGACACAAGGUAUUAAGGGAGAAAGAGGUGAUCCAGGGAAAAAAGGUGUUCAUGGACUUAUUGGCAAGGCUGGAAACCCUGGAGAAAGGGGUGAUUCAGGAGUACCAGGCUUGCCCGGACCUCCUGGAAACACGGGUGACAGAGGCCCUGUGGGAGAGCCAGGCCCAAGAGGACAAAAAGGUGAUGCUGGCCCUGCAGGAGAAAUGGGUUUUGAGGGACCUCCUGGCCCUGAGGGAGAGCCUGGCCUGCAAGGAGAACCAGGUGCAAAGGGAGACAUUGGACCUGCUGGCAGUGCUGGAGAAACAGGAGAACAAGGUUUAAGGGGUGAACCAGGAUCCCCAGGAGAAGAUGGUGUACAAGGGAAAGAUGGCUCAAAGGGGAUCCCUGGAGACCAAGGGCUUCCAGGAGAGGAUGGUGAAAAAGGAGAAACCGGAAUUCCAGGAAUUACAGGCCCCACUGGUGAACCUGGCAUAAUGGGUAUUCCGGGACCUGAAGGAACACCAGGAAAUCCAGGUCAAAGGGGUCGUCCAGGAAGAAAGGGGGAAAAGGGGCAGCUAGGACCUCCAGGAGAGAUUGGAGCCACAGGUGAUGCUGGCCAACCUGGAAAAUUUGGUCCUAAAGGCGCAAGAGGAACUAGAGGUCCAUUGGGACAUUUAGGAGUAAUGGGACCUGAAGGAGAGCCAGGAAUUCCAGGUUACAUGGGUCAUCAGGGUCAGCCAGGAUCACCUGGUCCUCCAGGACCCAAAGGAGAGAAGGGUUACCCAGGCGAAGACAACACAGUACUGGGACCACCUGGGCCCAUAGGUGAACCAGGUCCUAGUGGUGAACGUGGAGAUAGAGGAGAACCUGGUGAUGAGGGAUUCAAGGGUCACACAGGGCUUUCAGGUCUAAGAGGAGCAAUUGGACAACAAGGGCCUCCAGGUGAACCAGGUGAAUUGGGGGAACAAGGACCAAAGGGAGAGAGAGGAUCAGAAGGACCCACUGGAAAAAGAGGAAUGACUGGUCAAGCUGGGAAACCUGGAAUUCCUGGAAAACCAGGCCCACGAGGGCAGAAAGGUGCUUCUGGAUAUCCUGGACCAGAGGGCAUUCCUGGGAAUCCUGGAAAGCCUGGGUUACCUGGGAAUGCUGGCUUUCCUGGUAAUAAAGGAAGCCCAGGAAUAGCAGGGCUGGCAGGGUAUCCUGGAACUCGGGGAGCAAAGGGAUUGCCGGGCGUGACAGGUAUCAGUGGAGAACCAGGACUAAAGGGUGAGCAAGGGCUUCAGGGUCAUCCAGGAAAACAAGGUAAAAGAGGCCUUCCUGGGGUACAAGGUGAUCAAGGCCCACCAGGAGAUCCUGGAUUGAAAGGGAAAACUGGAGAACUUGGAGAUCAAGGUUUGAUGGGAUUUCAAGGAUUCCCAGGUCCAAAAGGUCCUGAUGGGGACAUUGGUUUAGUUGGAAUUCUGGGUCCUAAAGGACCUGUAGGCCAAAUUGGAUACACUGGCCCCAUUGGUCAAGAAGGGAUAAUAGGCCCAACAGGCAAACCUGGAUCCAGGGGUGAAAAAGGCUCCAGGGGUGAAAUUGGCCCUCAGGGACCACGGGGUCAUCCAGGUCCACCAGGUCCACCUGGGGUACCUGGUCCAAGAAAACAAAUGGACAUCAAUGCUGCUAUUCAAGCCUUGAUUGAAUCAAAUGGUGCACUACAGAUGGAGAGCUACCAGAAUACUGAAGUAACUUUACUAGAUCACAGUGCAGAGAUAUUCAAAACGCUACACUAUCUUAGCAAUUUACUGCACAGUAUCAAGAACCCCCUCGGCACUCGGGAUAACCCAGCACGCAUCUGCAGGGAUUUGCUUAACUGUGAACGUAAAGUAUCAGAUGGAAAAUACUGGAUUGACCCAAAUAUUGGAUGUCCUUCUGAUGCCAUUGAGGUUUUCUGCAACUUUACUGCUGGUGGCCAGACAUGUCUAUCACCCGUAUCUGUGACAAAGUUGGAGUUUGGAGUUGGAAAAGUGCAGAUGAACUUUCUUCAUUUACUGAGCUCAGAAGCAACCCAUACCAUCACAGUUCACUGUCUGAACACCCCAGUGUGGCGAACAAAUGAGGCAGAUGCUCAGAAAACAUCUGUUCACUUCAAAGGCUGGAAUGGUCAAAUGUUUGAAGCAAAUACACUACUUGAACCAAAGGUGCUUACAGAUGAAUGCAUGGUAAAUACGUUUUGGCGUUAUUAA